AUGGUACAGAGAUUUCUCUGCUGGUCUUUCUUCCUCGGGGGUAACGCCGCGGUCCUUGCCCAGGCGCUUGACCUGGGGCAACUGGGAGGUCAAGAAAUUCUAGGAACUGUCCUACCAAUUACCAGUACGAAAAAAAUCACAGCAGCCACCCACCACCAAUUCACCGUACGGUUGGAUAAAUACACAUCAACCACAACCAAUUCACCGUACUACAGUGAGGGAUUCGGCAUGGAGGACGGCGUGUUCGACGGGCACGGCCGCUGCGGGCAGCUGGUCAGCAAGCUGGCGAGGGACCACCUCCCCUUCAUGAUCCUGAGCCAGCGGAACGCGCUGCUCCUAGGCUCCGACGGCGACGGCGACAGGGACGGCCCGGCCUUCAGCGACGCGUCGCCCACGGCGUUGUCGUCCACGGACGGCAGCCGCAGCGGGCGGUCGUCGCUGGCGCCGGCGCAGAUGCUGGAGGUGUGGCGGGAGGCCUGCGCCAACGCGUUCGAGACCAUGGACAGGGAGCUCGGGGUCCAAGCCAGGGUGGACUGUGACUUCAGCGGCACCAUGUCCGUGUGCGCCACCAAGCAGGGGGAGGACCUCAUCGUCGCCAACCUCGGUGACUCCAGGGCCGUGCUGGCGACCGUGUCGGAGACGUGCUACCUGAAGGCCGUGCAGCUCACCAUCGACCAGAAGCCCAACGUGCCUCGUGAGUCCUCCUGA
Zea mays is the source of this 708-nucleotide messenger RNA. RefSeq names its product probable protein phosphatase 2C 12. Gene Ontology annotation, biological process: protein dephosphorylation. Lineage: Eukaryota; Viridiplantae; Streptophyta; Magnoliopsida; Poales; Poaceae. The record is from RefSeq and is a predicted model, not a curated record. Gene Ontology annotation, molecular function: protein serine/threonine phosphatase activity.